Limanda limanda (common dab) is the source of this 1160-nucleotide messenger RNA. RefSeq names its product JAZF zinc finger 1a (gene jazf1a). The record is from RefSeq and is a predicted model, not a curated record. Gene Ontology annotation, cellular component: nucleus. The coding region runs from base 41 to 772 and encodes 243 amino acids. The transcript is spliced from 5 exons. Lineage: Eukaryota; Metazoa; Chordata; Actinopteri; Pleuronectiformes; Pleuronectidae.
UCCCCCUCCGCCCGGUGCAUGCACCAGCGCAGCCGCGACCAUGACGGGCAUCGCCGCCGCUUCUUUCUUCUCCAACUCCUGCAGGUUCGGGGGCUGCGGGCUCCAGUUCGAGUCUCUGGCCGAGCUCAUCGUCCACAUCGAGGAUAAUCACAUCGACACAGAUCCGCGGGUUCUGGAGAAGCAGGAGCAACAGCAGCCCACUUAUCUGGCCCUAAGCUACAUAAACAGGUUCAUGACGGAUGCGGCACGCCGGGAGCAGGAGACCAUGAAAAAGAAGGCCACGCCCAAACUGUCCCUGUCCAUCACGGGCGGAGUGUCCAGGAACAGCACGGCCACGCCCCCUCGCCACACAAGCGGUAACCUGACGCCGCCCGUCACGCCCCCUAUCACCCCGUCUUCCUCCUUCCGCAGCAGCACACCUACAGGCAGUGAGUAUGAUGAGGAGGAGGUAGACUACGAGGAGUCGGACAGCGAUGAGUCGUGGACCACAGAAAGCGCCAUCAGCUCCGAGUCCAUCCUCAGCUCCAUGUGCAUGAACGGGGGAGAGGAGAAGCCGUUUGCCUGCCCCGUCCCCGGCUGUAAGAAGAGAUACAAGAAUGUGAAUGGUAUCAAGUACCACGCCAAGAACGGCCAUCGCACGCAGAUCCGCGUGAGGAAACCCUUCAAGUGUCGCUGCGGUAAGAGCUACAAGACGUCGCAGGGCCUGAGACACCACACCAUUAACUUCCACCCGCCCGUCUCCACCGAGAUCCUGCGCAAGAUUCAGGGCUAGAGCCGCUCGCUCAACUGCCCCAAACAAAGCCCUGUUCUCCCCUGACUCUCCUCACCCCCACCCUCCUACUCCCCAUCCCACACACUAAAGGAUCAAGUGCAUGCUUUAAGUUGUUCUUCAAUUCUUUUUUUUUUUUUUUUUUUAAACUUAAUGUUUCUGUUACAUUAUUUUUUACUAUCCAUGGUAUAUCACUUGUAUUUUUGAAAAACAAAAAAUGUAUCUUUGUAGUAUUUUUAUCGUUGUACAUUUGCACAUUCGUAUAUGCUAUCACGUUAUUUUUGUUUCUAUCGUUUGACUCUCAUUAAGGUGCUAACUGUAAAAAACAACAGAAAGAAAAAGACAAAAAACAAAUGAAAGAAGUAGGGGAGUAAAAAGGAGUCGCGAAACA